Molecule: messenger RNA, 1384 nt
Organism: Sinocyclocheilus anshuiensis
Lineage: Eukaryota; Metazoa; Chordata; Actinopteri; Cypriniformes; Cyprinidae
Gene: selplg
Product: selectin P ligand
Exons: 2
Coding region: 223-1137 (304 amino acids)
Biological process (GO): leukocyte tethering or rolling
Cellular component (GO): plasma membrane
Source: RefSeq, a predicted model, not a curated record
GGUUACAAGUUCUAACUUAGUGUUUUAGGGAACUAAGAUGUGAUAUUUAAGUCUCUCUCCUGCUCGUUUGUGUUUGCGUCACACUUUGAGAGCCUCAGCUUUAGCCUGAUGCUUCAUGAGGUUUGACUUCCUGUAGGUUUUGCGACAUUGCAUUGUGAGUGUGUGAGAGGGCCUAACGUUCCAUUGAACUCCAGAUCAACACCCAGUCAACGGUAGAAACGGAUGAUGGCGAUGGUGACUAACCGACUUGGGUGUUUACCAGUUCUUGUUUUGCUGCUGACUUUGAGCAGUUUGGUCACGUCAAGAUCUCUUCAGACUAAAAGGCAAAUUAGUCACAACGAGACAUCGAUAAACACCAACGACACACACAGUACAGCAACCGUAGCUCAAGCCGAGAAUGCAACAAGCACCACUGUGGAAACUUUGAAGGCUUCGAGUACGUUACAGACAGCAACUGGAAUACCUGAUUUCAAUAUCUCAGCAACUACAGACUACCACCAUGCUCCAGAUUUGAACCACACCCAACAAAGCUAUGCUGCAGGAACCGAGAACCUGACAGUCCACCGCUCAACAAAUAACGAGAGUGCUUUUCACACCCAACUUCCCACAAUAAAUAACAGUACUGGACACAUUUCACAUGCAGGAAGUUCUGCCCCCACAUUUCCUGCAUCGCUGGAGCCCGAUAAGGUGACAGAGAAGCACACGACAGCAACGAUGACGACAAGAAUAUCCACAGAUGCAAAAAAAAUUACCGCUCAAGUUACUUCAACCAUCUCUAAGAAAUCAACCACAACAACGACCCACUCAUGUUCCACUGCCUCUUCUCAAAGGGACGGACUUGUGAGUCGUUGCCUCAUCGCCAUUGCCUCGAUGGCUGCGUUGACCACCAUCUUUAUCAUUAGCACCAUCUGCCUGGCUACCAAACUCUCGGGAUACAGGCAUAAGGCACAUCUUCUCCAGGAAACUGAGAUGGUCUGCAUUUCUGCCAUGAUGAACGAUACCGAUCACCCGGUUCCAAAGCCAAGAAGACAUCCCAAAAGUAACGGAGCGUUGAUCCCCAAUACUGAGGAUGAAGAUCCUGACGGAGAUAAUCUCACUCUAAACAGCUUUCUUCCCGAUACCGAGGGCCCUCUUUAGAAGUUUAGACCUGUAUGCACUGAGAAACAGGAUGCAGCAUGGGAUUUUUUGUGCUCAGGUUUGACCCAAACCCAGCUCUAGAAUGGUUUGCGCUGUCCUCAGUUUGUCUGUGGUACAGGUUUAUCAGUUUUCUCACUCAAUGAAGUUCUAGCAAUAAUCUGAUGCCUGGCUUUUAAAACGACCAUUUUAUGAUUUGCUGUACAAUAAUCCACAUCUUUUAUUUAAUCCGUGGGACAUUUCAUUGUUU